This is a messenger RNA of Leptopilina heterotoma, 6125 nucleotides long. RefSeq names its product rho GTPase-activating protein 32 (gene CdGAPr). The record is from RefSeq and is a predicted model, not a curated record. The transcript is spliced from 8 exons. Gene Ontology annotation, molecular function: GTPase activator activity; phosphatidylinositol binding; protein binding. Gene Ontology annotation, biological process: small GTPase-mediated signal transduction. Lineage: Eukaryota; Metazoa; Arthropoda; Insecta; Hymenoptera; Figitidae. Bases 437 to 4915 code for a protein of 1492 amino acids.
AAUAUGUUUCCAGUUGAGCAAGUGAGCCAGUGAGUUGUAUUUCGUGCAGCGUCUUUCUUGUAAAUGGAGAAUAAUAUUUCUUUAAUCAGGGAAACUUUUAUUCGUGAAUUGCAACGUGAUUAAUAACGAAAUUGCUCCGCCUAAAUGCAUCAUGUUCGCAGUUGGUUAAUGGUUUCCUAGCCGUGGAUUUUGUGUUCCGGCAAAUGUUUUUCACGUUCAUUUACUGCCAUCGUAUGCUUUUCCUUGAAGGGGUUCUCAAAACGGGAGUGGUGAUUCCUACGCAGAACCGAGCUGCUGAUGAUAAAUUCGAAAAGAAUGAAGAUUGCUUGCAGAAGGCGGUGGAGUUAAUUUAGUAAACCUGGCACGUGGGAAAUCGGGCUACAAGCCUGGAUCAUCAUCCUCCUCUUCCUCCUCAUCCACGGAGGGGCUGCACAGGAUGCCAGGCCCAAUGCCCGAGAAACCUCGUGUCCAAACUCACAAGAUGUUGGGGUGCAAUCGAACGGACGAUUUCAAUACGCCAGUCAGUUCCGGAAGCAAUAUGGGUAGCAUUGCCAGAUUUCCAAAAUUGGACGAGUGUGCUCAUUUCCAUUACGAACAUGUAGAAUUGAGUUCAUUGGAUGUCUCUCUCAGCGAAGGAUCAAACGAUUCAGACAGCUACGAAGUGAGAGUGACAUCGGGCGAUGCUUGCUGGACUUUACAACGAUCUUAUGAAAACUUUGUUAUGUUCGAUAAACAUUUACAUCGUUGUAUAUUUGAUAGGAAAUUUUCGUCUUUACCAAAACUCGCUGAUAAUCGGCCUAAAACCAGUUGCGAUAUAUUAAAGGAGUAUCUGAUUCGAUUCUCGCAAUUAAAUCACGAAGGCUUAAAUUGUGGACCGGUUUUAAAUUGGUUACAACUUGAUAAUAGAGGUAGAAGAAUCCUUGUUCCAGAAUCUGAUUCCUGUCCAAUCAAUACACCGGCUGUCGCUGCUGCUUAUGCAAUUCGACCCUACGCAGCACAAGCGCAAGAUGAGAUUUCCUUUCAAGUUGGAGAUAUGAUCUCAGUGAUAGACAUGCCACCCCCGGGGGAGAGUACGUGGUGGCGAGGAAAGCACGGAUUCGCUGUGGGCUUCUUUCCCGCCGAUUGUGUUGCUGUAAUUGGUGACAAAGUUCCUCGUCACUUGGCCAUUUCAACAACCGUCCGUUCUAAAUUGCCAGUGAAACCAGUGUUGAGAAAACAUGGCAAACUUAUAGCUUUUUUUAGAUCAUUUAUCCUUAAUCGGCCUUCUAGGAGAAGAUUGAAACAGUCCGGUAUUCUGAAGGAGCGUGUCUUUGGUUGUGACUUGGGAGAACAUCUCUUGAAUUCUGGCCACGAUGUACCAGCUGUUCUCACUUGCUGCGCCGAAUUUAUCGAGACACAUGGAUUAGUCGAUGGAAUUUACCGCUUGAGCGGAGUGACCUCAAAUAUCCAAAGACUACGACAUGCAUUCGACGAAGAUCGUGUUCCUGCUUUGCAUUCCGACGAAAGUAUCCGCCAAGAUAUUCAUUCUGUAGCCUCCUUGUUGAAAAUGUAUUUUAGAGAGUUGCCAAAUCCAUUGUGUACCUACCAGCUUUAUUCGACUUUUGUCAACGCCGUUCAGGCUGACAGCGACGCUGAACGACUCAGGAGAAUGAGAGAUACAGUCAGAAAAUUACCACCUCCUCAUUACAGAACGUUGGAAUUUCUCAUGCGGCAUCUGGUGAGGGUAGCAGCUAAAGGAACCGAAACUGGAAUGACGCCAAGAAAUGUGGCUAUCGUGUGGGCUCCAAAUCUUCUUCGCUGUAAGGAACUUGAGGUUGGUGGGGUAGCGGCACUUCAAGGGGUUGGAGUGCAAGCUGUUGUGACAGAGUUUCUCAUAUGUUAUGCCGAAUUGAUUUUCGGAGACGGUCCGGUUGGUAGGCCCAAGUCUCUAGCAAUCACUACUUCCGCCAGAUUGUUGAGUCUGGAGGAGGCGAGGAAUAGAAAUCUCAGAAGCGAGGCGGAAUACAUUGAAGUUGGCGCGGGUCCUGCUGGACUACCAACCCACUAUCAUACAGUUAUAGAUUUACCACCAAGGAAGAGAAGCGGUUCGAAACGAUCUCCGUCGUUGAAUUGGCGAGCUCUGUUCGCCAGAAGCAGUUCGGGCACUAAAGGCAAGGCGAGACCGGUCGGAACACCUCCUCAAGCAGAAACUCCUCCGAAUUUCGUUAAUUCUCUUCGUCGUUUGAGAUCUGUGAAAAGUGCAGACAGUUUGGAUGGAGAGGACAGUUUGGGCCCUCUCCUAGGACCACCACCAUCGCGACCUUGCGGUCACAGUAGAUCAGUUUCGCAUGAUUCGUACUUUGAUCAUCUCGCGGAUGCGCCGAAUACAGCCUCACCGCUGGAUCUUUCGGAAAUUCAACUCAACUUUGAUUUGGAGGAGCGGGAGAUGAGAAUGUUUUCUGAAGAGGAGAGUACUGGGAUUGCCUCGGUGGAGGCUUCGCCACGAAGGCAGAGGAGCGAUGGACCGCUAUCGGUCACUGUCAGCGGAGGAUCGAAGAGGAAGCGAUCGAGACUCGAAGAGAGACUGCAUUGUGAUGUCGAACUACGCUUUAUCGAUAGUCAAAGUCCAGAUCAGGUUAUGGUAUCAGCAGAUGUUCACGGAAUGGAAACGCCGUCACCUUUGACAACUCCAGGCUACUUGCCGCUUUUAUCCGAGGAUUCAACUCCACUAACUCCAGCUACACUACCCAUCUCGCCUCUGCCAGCCAACAGCCCUAGGAUAAGUUUUCGAAGUUUUAAUUUGCCUUUAGACGUCGACAACAAUGAGACUAGCUCCGAAAAGCUAAAUAGAAGCAGCGCGUCUUCCGAUAAGGUAUUCGACACUAGUCAUAGGUUGUCUAUCAAUAUAGACAGUCAAUCUGUUAAUGUUAAUGAAUGCGAGAGUAUGCAAACUUACGACAGACUUUUAGAAUCUUAUGACGCUAAGUCUCUCGAGUCUUCCGUGAGUCAACCAAUGUUUCAUGAGUCGAACGGUGUCAUUUCAGACUUUUUCGAUCAAGAAAUGACACCUUGCGAUAGGUUAGUCUCCUCCUUGGGUAGUGAUCCAUCCGAAGCAAGCAACUCACUGUCCCCAAGAGAUGAACUGUCCGACAGACUGAGCUCUUGCCUGGCCGAGGAAAGCAAACACUUUGAUUCGAGAAAUAUAUCCGAGCAAAAGCCAAAUACCGGAGACAGAAGGAGCUCCUCGAAUGAAGACGCACUUGCCAAUGCUUCCAACACCCAAGCGAAUGAUGUGGCCGCUCUCCCCUUGUCAAGUCUGACAGACUUGGAUUCCCCCAUGUCUUGCGAACAAACCUUUGAAGACUUGCCGGACUCCGGUUUCGUCAUUUGUGAUAGCUCAGACAAAAUAUUCACAAUCACAGACACUCAGCCCUUGGCGUCCAAUGCCAACGAUUCCGGCGAGUGGGUCAUGGUCGAACGCACCACGAGCGAGACCAACAGUCCAAAGGACUCUUUGGAAGGAACUGUCAACCCCGCUAUAGCCACAGAAGCUCCGCAAUUGCAGUCAAAUUGCGAAAACGUCUCAAGAACUUCUCUAGACUUGACAAUGGCAUCGAAUGUCGACACAGACACCUCUUGCAUUGGCACGAGUGAAUUGACUGACAGUCCCGUUCAAGAGACAAACGACAUUUACGAAGACGAGAACAAACCUUCGAAUUCAGCUCCACUCAAUGAGCAAAGAGACGAUGUGCCCGCCACUUUCUUAACUUGUUCCCCGCUUAGAUUAAGAGCGCAGAAAUUUGAACUAAACCAAAGUGAAAAACACCCUUCCAAACUGGAUCACGGAGGAAGCAAGAUUGAGCAAAAGAGUCUGAAUCAAAAGUCAAAAAUCGAUGAGAAAUUAGACAAUAUUAGAUUAAAUCAAAAACGAUCGACGAUUGAGGAAAAUUCGCCUCAGUUCUCCGAGAGACAAAAACCACUGCUACCUUCGGACGGCGAGCGAAAGAAUGUUUCUCAACUGCAAGAGGCUUUUGAAAAGAACAUCGAAAAGUGCCAUACUUAUGGGUACAGUCAACUGAAACAACGCAACCAUAAUCAGUACCAAUUUCGCAUGAAACACUUGAACGAUAAACGAAAGCAAGUUCAGAAUACUCAAGUUCACAACAAUGAGGUGAUGAUUCCUUCGGAGAAUGCGGCUCAACCCUAUGAGGUCGUUCACGUUCCGGAGGGAGCUUCGGGCACUGCUUCUUUAGCCUCUUCACUCACCUUCUCCAACGCCUCUUCGCCAGUGGACGACUCGGGUGUUUUGAAAGACACGGCGGCUAUCCUCCAGGAACUCGCUUUGCAGAGACUGUCCGGCGGCGUUGGAGGAGAGCUAUCCGUUCCCACGAGGAAACGCUACGACUCGGAGGUGACGAGAGACAGAAGGAGUUUCGAUUCCGAGAUCGGGAGAGAAAUCGUCAGAGAGAGAAAAAUGAGACAGGAACUAGACAAUGCUAGAGGAAAAUUCGAAGAGUCGGCGGCAGGUGUUCCGCACCUGCCACCUUGCCUACGCGCUCGACACGCGAGAGCCACCAGAGCCGCUCUGAGUCGCUCCCUCGACGAGGGGAAGUUCAAUCAAAUGACCGGCGAGACCUGCUUGUCCAAGAAGCAGUCCUACGACGACUCUCAACACAGUUCCACGCCAAACGUGGGGUCUGAGACGAUAGUUGCAAUCAACAACUCCGACAGAUUGUAUGCCAAGAACCUGGGAGGAUUGGAUCUCGGCGAUCCGCAAUGUAGAGAGAGAAUAGACAAGUACAAAGAGGAAAGGAGAAUGUUCUUAAGAGAUAAGUAUAGAUCCGAAAGUUUUCGGGCGUCCAAAGCUGUGGAUGAUGGAGAGCAAGCGUUGUUGGCUAGGUUAAAGCAACGAGCUUCCAAACCCUCUCUUCAUUGACCAAGUGAUAUUGAUAAGCUUCAUGCUCUCUUUUGCUUCUAGAAUUCUAUUUUACUUAAUAUCAUUUCUCCGUAUACAUUCAAAUUAAAGCAAAUAGUGAUGUAUGUUAAUUAACAAUCGAUUACAAUUAACGGGGCUUCAGAUAUAUUAUAAUAAUAUAAAUUAAAAAUUUAUUUCAACAAGCACUGCUUUUUUAAAGAGAUUUAUUUUACUUGCAAGCUAUUUUAUACACUCCAAAUUUUUUAACCAAUUUUAAUUUAAUGGCAAUUCCUAUUUUCUUGCCUAGGAAAUUUAAUUUCUAUAAUUAAUUUUUAAUACUCCCAAGUCUCUGAGAUUUACUUUUAUUUUUCAAAAUUUCAAGUUAUUUUCAAACAAACUGUUAAAGACUAGAAUUAAAAAAGAAUUAUCAAGUUGUCUUUUGAUUAUCUUUUAGAAAGUGGUAGAAAAUUAAUUUUAAUUAUAUUUCUACAAUAAAAUUGUUAAGACGUUAAAUAGCAAUGCUAAUAAAAUUUGCAAUUUUUAAAUGCUGCUUUUAUUUGAUAAAAGUUGUAUUCGUUGUUAACGAAAGCAUUAAUAGAUAUUUUCGUAUGUUUUCGAAAAGUUUGAUAUAUUAAAUUUUAGUUAAUUAUACGUAAAUCAGAGACUUAUUUGUAAAAUUCAAAUAUUAAAAGUCUAUAACAAAUUUAAUAUAGUUUGUUGUGUGGAUCAGUUUUUGAAAUUGUUCUCUAAAAACUCGAUACGAGUGAAUAAGUAGAAACAAAAAAUAAAAAAUGAAUUUGGCAAGUUUAAGUAACUUUUUCAAAUACUCGUUUGUUUAAAACUAUAUUAUAUAUAUAUAUAUUUAUAUAUGUGAGGAAAAAGAGAAUUUGUUCUUUAGAAGCGUUGUAGUACGAUAAAAUUGUUAAAAUUCGUUAAUAUUGUCUUCGUUUCUAAAAAUAAAUAUUGAAAAUAAAAUAUUAUUUCAUUUUUGGAAUUGCAGAAUGUAUAUUUUUUAUUCUAGUUUGAAUCGAAUAUGCUGAAAGUUCUUAUUCUUUGACUGUAAUUAGAUAUUUUAUAUAUUUGCGACAUUGUUAUUUUUUUUUAUUGUGGACAGUCCGCAAUAAUAUAAAUAUCUUUUGUACAUGCUAGGUCUUUAGCUUUAUAGUUAUUAUAAUAAGUUAAAAAUAAAGAAUGGAUCGACUGUUUUGUCAAUUUCAUUUUGAAAUCAAGA